This is a messenger RNA of Erpetoichthys calabaricus (reedfish), 1657 nucleotides long. Its product is annotated as disabled homolog 2-like. Bases 142 to 1308 code for a protein of 388 amino acids. Lineage: Eukaryota; Metazoa; Chordata; Cladistia; Polypteriformes; Polypteridae. The transcript is spliced from 12 exons. The record is from RefSeq and is a predicted model, not a curated record.
UUUUUUUCCAGAAGAAUGAAGAAUCCAUGAAAAGGUUGAGAAAGGUCCUUCACAAUACAGCAGGCCUUGCAGAAACAGCUUUUGAAGAACAUGUUUUCCACAGAAGUUUUCUAGUACUGUUUUCUCUAAAGAUCAACGUCAAUGGCAGUGAAACCGGUUCAGCUGCCUUUAGUGGUGCCACUCCAGACUCAGGUACCCACAAGGAUAAGAAGAAUGAAUAAAAAAGUCUUUGAGAAAACACCACAAUAUCUGAAGUCCCGUUUUCAGGGGGAAGGUGUACGCUACAAAGCGAAGCUGAUUGGAAUUGAUGAUGUCCCCAGCGGGCAAGGAGACAAAAUGUGUCGCAACUCCAUGAUGAAGCUAAAGGGAUGGGCAGCAACAGCUCAAUCAAAGGGCCGCCACAAGCAGAGGAUCUGGCUGAGAGUGUCCACAUCAGGAGUGCGCAUCAUUGACGAGAGGACAGGGCACGUGGAACAUGAGCACCAUAUACAGCAAGUCACAUAUGUGAUGAAGGACCGCAGUGACCCACGUGCCUUUGCUUAUGUAUUCUCUCACCCAAAAGGCUACAAACUUAUGUUUAUCAAAACAGCUAAUGUGGCAGAGUCAGUAAUCAUAGACCUCCAGGAUGUGACCCAGAUGCAGAAGUGCACUACACCAGAGCAGGAUGGACAUCACCUGCUGAAUGUCACUGCUACUCCUGCACAGGUGCCCCCUGCCAUGGAUCUUUUUGAUGCUGAACCAUUUCCUUCAGACCAUCAAACCUCCAAGACAUCACCAACUAGUGACCUCUCCCCUCUUUUCCUAAAUGAAAAUCCAUCACUCAUCAUGGGGGAACAGCAAAGUCUCGAUCAGUUGCUGGGCAUUGUCCAGACAGGAAUUUCUCAGAAUGAUCCUUGGGUUAUUUGUAACCUGGUCACUCCAAGUAUAAGUCAGACGACUCCACCUCUUGCCAGUCCAGGGUCUCCUGACUGGUUCUCUGGGUCAUCUGUUUCAUCUGACUCUUGGGGAACACCAGAUGUGUGGACCAAUACACCUCCUGAGAGCCCCUUAUCUCCAUCUGGACCCUUGCCUGCUACUGUUCCUUUUGAGGCCUGGCUCCGAACAACAAACAGCCAACCAUCUCUUGUCUCACCCCAAUCCCCCACCUGGGGGAUACAACUGCAAAAUUCCACUACUUCUGUUCCUGCUGGCUCCCACUUCCCAAGGAUGGUCUCUCCAACCUGGAUGGGUGGCACUGAAUUACAGAGUGACUCUUAUGCAGCCUUAUGCUCCUGGCAACAGGAAGAAAACUUAACAUCCGACUGUUGAAUGUGUGUUCCUUUAAUCUUCACAUCAUUAUGAGACCCACCAUGCAGCUCCAGAUAUUUUUGUCUGAAAUGAACAACAUUAGAAGACACAAAGCAUUGCAGGACCUCCAGGGAAGAGGGUGUUGGUCAAAUGAAGAGGAUGUCAGUUCCCAGUGUCAUGGAAUAAAUGACUGAUGGAAAAUUCCUUUGGAAUAAACAGCCAAGCAAUUGAUCACUUCACAUUACCCACAUUCUCCUUACUGUGGUGGUAACUUUUUAAGAAUACAGAGAUGGUGAAGGCUUUUAAAUAAUAAUAAAGAAGAAUGCACCAUUAUCUAUAUUUGUUUUCUUUUUGCAGCACACAAUUGACU